AUGUUUAACGGUAACAGCAAAACUCUUCGAAUGCUGAAUAUCGCUGUUGAUCGGGCUACGCUUGCGGUUCUAGAAGAUAUCCUCCUUUAUAAUAGCCGGCACUUUGCGUCUAUCGACUGCCUUCACCUCUCCAGCACAAAUAGUGCUGAUGACAUAUCAUGCAAUUUAGUGGUUGAUCUGGCAUUCCGUAUCGGCAAGAAUGCCACAAUUCUGACAUACAGCGGCGGUGGAUAUACCCAUUUUUCUCAUCUAAUGACACCUGUUAGCAACAUGGCCAGCACUCUGCGUGUGCUUGAACUUCCUAGCAUGCUCUGUGCAUUAGAAGAUGCAAUCAUGCUUAUACAGGAGCUCCCAUUUAUCCAACGCCUGAGAUUUACAUGCCAGCCAACCGAUUCUCUGCGGGGCAGGGAUCGUACGCAUGACCGGUGCAUGGGUGGUUGCGACUACACCAGCGAAUCGGAUGACGACCAAGGCGAUGAUGACGAGACUGGUGAACAGACAGCCGACUAUGUCGAUACAUAUACGAUGGUUCUGCUCAGUCAUGUUGACCCAAUAUGCGCUGAUCUCGACAUUCUGGACGACCUAUACAAGAAAUAUUAUCCUCUCUCUGAAACACUUCAAGUGCUGGGAGUCGACUCGCGCAGGCCACUUGACCAGCUGUCGGCCUGUCGGAUGGUUGUGAUAUUGUCUGCCCUCUGCUCUAGUAUACAGCACUUGUACUUUUACGAACAGCUUGGACGAUACGGUAUCACGCAACCAGGUCUCAUCAGGUUCAAGUCAUUCAAUGACUUGAUCACCAGUCUACAAGUACCACGCAGCGCAGCAUAG
Linderina pennispora is the source of this 828-nucleotide messenger RNA. RefSeq lists its product as uncharacterized. The record is from RefSeq and is a predicted model, not a curated record. The transcript has a single exon. NCBI's taxonomy places the organism in Eukaryota, Fungi, Kickxellomycota, Kickxellomycetes, Kickxellales, Kickxellaceae. The coding region runs from base 1 to 828 and encodes 275 amino acids.